ACCCGUUAUACACACGAAGGUGGGUGUAAAAAGCUAAACCGGAUUUCAAACCCUUUUAUUCAUUGCAAUUUGGGAGCUACCUUCAGGUCCGGUUCAUACUUUCGCAUUGCUACUCCUGUAAAUCUUGAAUUUAGUGUUUUUAGGGCUCCGAGAGUCGUAAAGAUUGAAUCUUUAUUGUUUCUUAUGUGAAAUUGGGGUCAAGAUCUGUGAAUUAGAGCGUCGAAAGGUUGAAUUGCGGUGGUUUUGUGAUGUUUACUCCACCAAAGAAGAUUUGGUCGGGUUGGUCUCCAAGAACCGACCCGACCCGGAAGAGCGGUUCAGGGGGUGGUGAAGUUUCCAAGGGUAAGGAUGUUGUUUUUGAUGAGUCUACACCACAGAAUUUGAUGGGUCGGGUCGAAGAUAUGGGUUUGAAUGCUAAAUUGAUGAAGCUUGAAACUGAGCUGUUUGAUUACCAGUACAAUAUGGGGCUUCUUUUGAUUGAGAAAAAGGAAUGGACUUCUAAGUUUGAAGAACUUCAACAAGUAUAUACUGAAACAAAGGAUGCACUAAAACAAGAGCAAGAGGCACACUUGAUUGCAAUUUCUGAUGCGGAGAAGAGAGAAGAGAAUCUGACAAAGGCUCUGGGUGUUGAAAAGCAGUGUGUCCUUGAUUUAGAGAAGGCCUUGCGUGACAUGCGCUCAGAUUAUGCUGAAAUCAAGUUCACCUCCGACUCAAAGUUAGCUGAAGCUAGUGCUUUAAUUACUAAAGUCGAAGAGAAGUCUUUGGAGGUUGAAUCAAAAUUGCAUUCUGCUGAUGCCAAACUUGCUGAAUUGAGCAGAAAGGGUUCAGACAUUGAGAGGAAAUCGCAUGAGUUGGAGGCCAGAGAAAGUGCACUUCGAAGGGAACGGUUAGCGCUUAAUGCAGAACGAGAGGCACUCACUGAUAAUAUAUCUAGACAACGGGAAGACUUGCGAGAAUGGGAAAGAAAAUUACAAGAGGAUGAAGAGAGGUUGGCUGAGGUUCGUCGAUUGCUGAACCAGAGAGAGGAAAGGGCGAAUGAGAACGAUAGGCUAUAUCAGCAGAAACAAUCUGAACUUGAUGGCGAACAAAAAAAGAUUGAGAUAAUAAUGGUUUCUCUAAAAAAUAAAGAAGAUGAUAUAAGCAGCAGGAUUGCAAAAUUAAAUAUUAAAGAGAAGGCAACUGAUGCUGUGAAACAUAGCCUGGAGGUAAAAGAGAAAGAUCUGACUGAAUUUGAGCAAAAACUGAAUGCUAGAGAACAAUCUGAGAUUCAGAAACUUCUUGAUGAACAUAAAGCCAUUUUAGAGGUGAAGAAGCAAAGCUUUGAGAUGGAAAUGGACAAAAGGAAAAAUGAUUUUGAGAAUGAUUUGCAAAACAGGGCAGUUGAAGUCGAGAAGAAAGAGGUCGAAGUUAAGCAUUUAGAGGCUAAACUUGCAAAGCGAGAACAUGCUUUGGAUCAGAAACAUGAAAAACUAAAGGAGAAAGAACAGUAUCUUGCAUCAAAGUUACAAGACUUAAAUGAAAGAGAGAAAUCAAUGAAACUUGAGGAGAAUAAGAUUGAGGAUGAAAGAAAUCAGUUACUCUCGGAUAAACAGGAAAUGCUUUGUUUAAAGGCUGAGAUUGAGAAAGACAGGGCUAGCACUGAAGAGCAACGUUUAAAAUUAAGUGAGGAGAUUGAACGGUUAAAAAUAACAGAAGAAGAGAGGUUGGAACUUGCCCGCCUGCAGUCAGAAUUGAAGCAAGAGAUAGAAAACUGCAGACAUCAGAGGGAACUGCUUUUGAAGGAAGAAGACGAGCUAAAGCAGGAGAAAAUGAGGUUUGAAAAAGAAUGGGAAGAUCUGGAUGAGAGAAGAACUGCACUUAUGAAAGAUUUGAAAGAUAUUACUGUGCAGAAGGAAAAUUUUGAGAAGUUGAAACAUUCUGAAGAAGAUAGGUUGAACAAUAAGAAGCUAGAUACAGAGUCUUAUGUUCAGAAAGAGUUGGAUGCACUAAGACUGACUAAGGAUUCAUUUGCUGCUACCAUGGAGCAUGAGAAGGCAGUGCUUGCUGAGAGGACUAGUAGUGAGAAGAAACAAAUGCUUAAUGAUUUUGAGCUCUGGAAACGUGAACUAGAAACCAAGUUGUUUAAUGAAAGGGAAGACAUGGAGAAUGCUCUACGUUUGAGAGAAAAACAAUUUGACGAAGAGAGAGAGAAAGAACUUAACAACAUAAAUUACAUAAAGGAAGUAAUCUCAAAAGAAAGAGAAGAUAUAAAACUGGAAAGAUCAAGGAUAGCAAAGGAGAAACAAGAAAUAUUAAUGCAUCAGAAGCAUCUUGACGAGCAGCAUGUUGUAAUGCAGAAAGACAUUGGCCAGUUAGUUAGUCUUAGUGAAAAGUUGAAGGAUCAACGCGAACAAUUUUUCAAGGAAAGAGAGUGUUUUAUUAGGUUUGUUGAGAGUCAGAAAAGCUGCAAGAAUUGUGGGGAAAUGACUUCAGAAUUUGUCGUCUCAGAUCUUCAAUCUUUGGCAGAACUUGAAAAUUUGAAGGCCCUUUCAGUGCCACAAUUAGCUGAAAAUUAUUUAAGACAGGAUCUCCAGGGUACUCCUGACAAGAAUCUUAGCACUGUAACCCCGGGAGCAGUUGGUUUAGGUUCUCCAGCUUCUGGAGGAACCAAGUCCUGGCUUCAGAAAUGCACGUCAAAGAUUUUUAUUUUUUCUGCCAGCAAGAAAAAUAACUCCCCAGACCAGAAUACGUCAAGAAGGCUUCAUGUGGAAGCAUCACCAAAUAAACUAUUGAACACUGAAGUGAUUCCGGAACUUCCUUCUGGGGUUGCAGGAGAGACUCUUGAAAUGCAGAAUAUGCAAGUGAGCAACAGCAAUAGAGAGAUGGAAUCUAAUUUAAAUCUUUCGGGGACUGAACAGAGCAACAUAGAUAGCAAAGCACUUGACGUUGAAGAUUCACAGCAAUCUGAUGUAAGGGCAGGCAACCGUAAACCUGGAAAGAGAGCCAAGGGUAGAGUUCGUAGAAAACGCUCUGCGAAAGAAGUUGCCGAAGAAGCCAAAACUGUACUUGCGGACCCUAUUGAACUCAAUGAGAAUGAGCACAGCAAUGGUCUUGCAUCUGCUUAUACUAAUGAGAGCAGGGGAGACUCGAGUCUUGUUGGCAAAAGAACAAGAAACUCAAGGAAGCGAAACCCUUCACAGCCCUCUCAAAGUGCAGCAGGUGAUGUAGGUGCAGACAGUGAAGGACAUUCUGAUAGUGUGACAGCUGGAGGACGCCAGAAGAGGAGGCGUAAAGUUGUUCCAGCAGUACAGGCUCCAACUGGACGGUACAACCUAAGGCGACACAAAACUGCAGCUCCGCUGGUUGCUAAUGGAGCUUUAUCUGACCCUAACAAAGGGAAGGAGAAAGAAAUUGAUGAUGGUGGUGGUAUAGGUGAAGAGAUUCCUGAUGAAGUUGAUGGAAAUACGCACUUAGUGCAAGUGACGACACUAAAAAAAAGAAUCAAUGUGGUCAAUGAAUUUUCUUCAGCUGGGUUCCAUGGGAUUAAUGCAACAAGUGAGAGUCAGGAUAGGGAUGCUGCAAACCAACUAGUUAGUGAUACGAUGUUAAGUGAAGAAGUAAAUGGGACACCUGAACAAUCCAGAGGGUAUCAGAACCAAGGGGACACAAGUGGCGCAGAGGGGGAAGACGAAGAUGGUGAUGAGGUUGAGCAUCCUGGUGAAGUUUCUAUGAGGAAGAAAGUAUGGAAGUUCCUCACAACUUGAUGAAUUUCAAAUCUUAGUUUACAUUUUCUGGAAUUGGGAAUUAAAUUGGCAGCUUCUCAAGAGUGCCCGUCUGGAGUUCUAUUCUUUUUGUAUCGAAGAGCUCUGUGCUGUGUAGUAGUAGUGUUCAGUUGGUAGUUUGAAAUGUACUUAUAAUCACGGAAGUCUAAUACCUGACUGUAGCUUGUUUCUGUCUACUUCUGGAGUGUUUUCUUGUUUGAGUGAGGGUGUGCUGCUCAAUUGGCUGUCAUAACAUCAUUGUUACAGAAUUUUUAGUUAUAUGAAUAUGACCGGUGAAAGUCUUAUUGCUCAA
Messenger RNA from Daucus carota subsp. sativus, 4053 nucleotides. Its product is annotated as nuclear matrix constituent protein 1. Bases 249 to 3743 code for a protein of 1164 amino acids. NCBI's taxonomy places the organism in Eukaryota, Viridiplantae, Streptophyta, Magnoliopsida, Apiales, Apiaceae. The transcript has 8 exons. Gene Ontology annotation, cellular component: nucleus. Gene Ontology annotation, biological process: nucleus organization. The record is from RefSeq and is a predicted model, not a curated record.